AUGCCACUGCAAUUCUUAGCACGCUCGUAUGUCAUAGGCAUUUUGGACGAAGGCCUUGUACACGGGCAGCUCCAUAUUGAAGACUCGAGAGGGAAUUUUAUUUUUGGUUCCCUUCUACCCAACCGUGACCCUGUGAUCCUGGUCGUUAAAAACGACGACAUGUGGGCUCGUAUCGUCCUCUCGCUCGACAUGGGUCUGUCCGAAGCUUACAUUAAUGGUGACUUUGACAUCUCCAGUCUCAAAGGACUCUUUGAUUUAUGGUUAGACAACCGCCACACGCUCUCUGGAUUGUCGACCGUAUUCAGUAAUAUCAUCGCCUUCAUGUCUUCCAUUGCGAUCAGAGCUCUAGGACGGCAAAACCUAGUCAUGGCCCUUCAGAAUGUGGCUGUCGCUUAUGAUACCAGCAACGAAUUUUUCCAGUGCUUCUUGAGUGAGGAGAUGAUGUAUUCCUGCGCACUCUUUGGUGACGAAGAGCACGGAGUCCGGGGGGACCUCACUUCCGAAUGGAAUGAAGAUGACCUCCACAAAGCCCAAAUUCGGAAGAUACACCAUGUCCUGCGCAAGGUUCGCGCUGCUCCUGGGACUCGGCUUCUAGAAAUUGGUACUGGGUGGGGAGGGAUGGCUAUCGAGGCAGCGCGUCUUGGAUGCACUGUUGAUACAGUCACGUUGUCAGUCCCACAGAAAUCCAUGGCCGAGGAACAUGCCGCCGCCGCCGGUGUAAGCGAGCGCGUGCGCGUUCACCUACUUGACUACCGUAAGCUCCCUGCGGCAUUCGAAGGAGCAUUCGACUGUUUUGUCAGUUGCGAGAUGGUCGAGGCCGUUGGACUGAAGGAGCAUCCGACAUUCUUCAAAGUCAUCGACUGGGCGCUGAAGCCUGACAAGGGAGCUGCCGUCAUCACUGCCACCGCUCAGCCGGAGUUCCGUUACUCAGAGUUUCAAGCCGAUGAUUUUGCGCGCCACUAUCACUGGCCAAACUCGUUUCUCCCCAAUGCUACCUACUUCGCUGUGGCGGCUCAAGAGUCCGUGGAAGGGCGGCUCGUGUUGGAUAGUGUUGAAAAUCAUGCGCAGCAUUAUCCUCGUACCCUGCGCGAAUGGGAGAGACGAUUUGAGAGGAACUUCCGAGAUAAAGUUAUUAGUAGCCUCGUUGUGCAACAUCCGGAGCUCGUUGAUCCGCGAAACCUGGAAGCUUUUCGCCGCAAGUGGAUCUAUAUGUUUGAAUACGCCGCGGCGGGCUUUGCUAGAGGGUAUACCGCGCUCAAUUUCUGGGCCUUCGCUAGACCUGAAUACGUUGCUGAACAGUGUGACUGA
Messenger RNA from Sparassis crispa, 1308 nucleotides. RefSeq names its product Tuberculostearic acid methyltransferase UfaA1. Gene Ontology annotation, biological process: lipid biosynthetic process. The transcript is spliced from 11 exons. Lineage: Eukaryota; Fungi; Basidiomycota; Agaricomycetes; Polyporales; Sparassidaceae. The coding region runs from base 1 to 1308 and encodes 435 amino acids. The record is from RefSeq and is a predicted model, not a curated record.